This is a messenger RNA of Brassica napus (rape), 1336 nucleotides long. RefSeq names its product probable lipid desaturase ADS3.2, chloroplastic. The transcript has 5 exons. The record is from RefSeq and is a predicted model, not a curated record. Gene Ontology annotation, biological process: lipid metabolic process. NCBI's taxonomy places the organism in Eukaryota, Viridiplantae, Streptophyta, Magnoliopsida, Brassicales, Brassicaceae. Bases 125 to 1189 code for a protein of 354 amino acids. Gene Ontology annotation, cellular component: endoplasmic reticulum membrane. Gene Ontology annotation, molecular function: oxidoreductase activity, acting on paired donors, with oxidation of a pair of donors resulting in the reduction of molecular oxygen to two molecules of water.
AAAUAUCUUCGAAUGGUAAAAAAACAAGUCACCCACAACUUUAUGGUCAUGUGUGUAGUAUAUAUAGAAGCAGAUUGGGUAUGCAUGUAAAGGCAACAACUUGAAAAACCUAUUCUCAGGAACCAUGGCGUCUCUGUGUACAGCUCUCAAACCGCUAUCUCCUUUUUCAUCAUUUGUUAAACAAGGUUACUCCAUGAAUACUAGUGCCUUGUUUACUUAUCACACAUCCAACUAUACACACUCUUUUCGGCCCAAACGAGGAGGAGCUCUAGCUGUCCAUAAUAAUGCACCGGAUCCGGUCGAGAGUUCCUGGAAAACACCCUUGUCGGAGGAUGUGAAGGGGAGACAGAAGAGUGCAUUUUGGGAAAGGAGUUGGAAUUCUACGGACGUGAGAAAUGUAGUCAUAAUGGGUGGGUUCCAUUUGCUGAGCCUCUUAGCUCCAUUGUACUUCAGUUGGGCAGCUUUUCGGCUUUCCAUUUGGCUAUAUACGAUCUUCGCAAUCUGCAUCACCUUGUCUUAUCACCGGAAUCUUUCUCACCGAAGUUUCGAUCUACCGAAAUGGCUCGAGUAUCUAUUUGCUUAUGGUGGCGUUCUUGCUUUUCAGGGAGACCCAAUAGAAUGGGUGAGCCACCAUCGGUACCAUCAUAAGCAUUGUGAUACACAACGUGACCCACACAGCCCUAUACAAGGUUUUUGGUUUAGUCACAUCACUUGGAUAUCUGAUUUCGGUUCUAUCCAAAAAAAGUGUGGCGGAGAGGAGAAUGUAAAUGACCUUGUGAGGCAGCCCUUCUAUCGGUUUCUUCAGCGAACCUUAUAUUUUCAUCUGAUAGCUUUUGGAUUUCUACUCUAUAUUUGGGGAGGCAUGCCCUUCCUUGUCUGGGGAAUGGGUGUGGCAAAUGUGGCUCGAAGCCACUCGACGUUUCUGGUGAACUCAGUUUGUCAUACAUGGGGAACACGAGCCUGGAACACACCUGACCUCUCAAGAAACAAUUGGUUGCCAGCCAUUCUAAUGUUUGGUGAGGGAUGGCAUAACAACCAUCAUGCAUUUGAGUUCUCGGCCAGGCAUGGACUCGAGUGGUGGCAGCUCGACGUUACUUGGUAUAUCAUUAGUUUUCUCGAGGCUAUUGGUUUGGUCACUAACGUAAAGCUACCUAGUGACGCUCAGAAGAAGAAAAUAGCUUUGGUCUGAUCCUUAAGUCCUUACAUAAAUUAGCAUAUAAACUUUUAAUAAUUCUCUCAAACUUUGUCACCAUUGGUGUGAUCCCCAGAAACAUUAAAGCAAAUAUGUCAUCAUUUGUAUCAGAAAUAAACUAAUUAAAUAUCUUUUAAUGGUAAA